CGUGUGCGAGCCGGGUGCUUCGUAGAUCCUAUCGAUCGCCGGCCACGCCGCCCGGCCGAUCGAUCUUUGAUCAUCGUGUCCGCCGCGAUCACUUGAGGUCGUCGAUCACAAGUGUAAGGAAAGAUCUCACGGAUGAUUCGCGUGAGCAAUGAUAAUGAGACCGGUCGAAUAAAACGAAUCUAGUGAGGGAUUACUCGACGAGAUUAAUGGUGUGUGAAAGAUUUGACGUGGAUCAUUCGAUCGAGGAAAAUUGGAACCACAGUGGAUCACGCGAUUAAGCAUUCAGUGCGCAUUCAUGUAGAAACCGAUGUGAUAUAGAUUCCGAGGCUCCGAGACGCAUUUCACCGGCUCCAAAAUACAUUUGGACGAUAUGACAAACUGCGAUAAAUCACGACUAUUGUGCGGGAUGCAUCUCAUCUGCGUCUGCAUCUUCCUUUGUGUGUAUUUAUCGGCGCCGAUUGCGCGCGCGAGUGACGUAGCACCCACCAUACACUCCACCCCACUGCAAAAUGAGACUUUCAUCGUACCGAAGGAAGACAGAACCCUACCGCUGGUGGGGAAAUGUUGCCCCGUGAACGAAAUCUUCGUAAAAGAUGCAAACGGGAAAUCCACGUGCUUGCCGUCGAAUGAUUCAUCGACGGUGUUCUUUUCACCUUUCUUCAGCGAGUUCAAUCGAAGCGGCGUAUUGGUGCCCGGAGACGAAAAGGAGAAAUUCGUCGCUGUCGUGGGGAUUCCCUGCCGAUACCAAAAGUAUAUGCUAUAUCCGGAGGACAAUAGCGAUGACGAAUAUUAUUUAAUGACAAAUGGUUCAAUAUUCGCGCCGCGUCAUGUGCCGAUUUUGUUGAUGCCCGGCGAGGAUUAUUGCAUGGAAGUUGUGCCCAAAUUAGGACUUCGGGUUUUUGUUUGCUUUCUCGAAGACAUCACUCUCGUAUCCACGGAUGCGCGGAUCACCAUAUACGCGUGUGGACUCUUGAUCUCAGUUCCAUUUCUGUUACUUACCAUUGCGGCGUACAUGAUAACGCCAAGACUGAGGGAUAUCCAUGGUAAAGCCCUUUGCCAUUAUUGCGGCUGCUUGGCACUGGCCUUCCUCACUUUAGCCAUUACGCAACUCGCGAGCUCGUAUCUACCGCUGCAAGUCUGCAUUAGCAUAGCGUUCGUCAUUCAAUUCUCAUUCGUGGCCUGCUUCUUCUGGUUGAACGUGUUGUGCAUCGAGAUAUGGUCGCUGGUACGUCACCUGACACACCAUCGCGCGUACAGGAGAAUCCCGUCCAAAACGCUGUUCUUCUAUUACUCGAUAUGGGCCUGGGGUCCGUCGGCCAUCCUCAUUCUCGUAUCGAUGACGAUGGAGCUCAGUCCCACGAUACCCAUGACCUACGUCAAGCCCACUUUCGGCGAGAACUGCUGGUUCAAGUCCGAUGCAGAAGCGAUGCCGUACUUCUACGUGCCAGUCGGCCUUCUCCUACUGGGUAACACAAUUCUCUUCAUAAUCACGGCCGUCAAAAUCAGCCGCUACCAGCAGGAGCUCACGCUGAGACGCCUGGCGAGGAACCAGCAUUCUGAUCGCGAGGAUCAAAGGCUGUUCCGCAGACUUAAGCAGACCUUCAUUGUCUGCCUGGUGCUCUUCUUCCUGAUGGGUCUCAAUUGGAUAAUGGAAUUGAUCUCCUGGUGGGCCGGCGGCAAUCCUCUGGACUGGUCGGCUUUCGAUCUGGUGAACGCUCUUCAAGGCGUCCUCAUCUUCGGCCUGUUCGUUCUGCGAAGGCCGAUCAGGGACUUCGUCUGGCAUCGGAUACAGAAGCUACGGGGCAUCCACACCACCGAACCGGAUCUCGGUAGCAUGGACUUAGCGCUACUGCCUGUGAUAAACGGCAACUCUUUGCCGAGACAGACCGUCGUUCAAUGAUAAUUCAGGAAGAAGGAAAGGUCGUUCUGUUUGGAAAAGUGAAAAUGCGGUUCAUUCGGUACGCAUGUACGCGUACCGCUAGAGUAAUAUCAGCCGUGAACUUGAAACGAUCGAUAAACUGAUAAUGGAAGCCCGGUGGAAGGGACCCAAAUGUACAGUAUCGCGAUGAGAUGGAAGUUAUUUUAAGUCCGAGCCACGAAUGCGGAAUGGGACAAUCUUCUUGACGAUGACGUUGACGAGGAGAGAAGACGUGAAACGCCGCUAUGUGUGUCACCGGUGUGAUUCCAUUGCGAGAUUUUGCUCGAAACCCACCUAAGUUAAUUAAUUUCACGGAAUUAGUCCGCGAGAUGCAACGCACGAAGUCUACUGGGAGGAGAUUAUUUGUAUUAAACUGAUUUGCACGUUUUGUUAAGUAACAACUCUAGUCUUCUUCAACGGACGGUAUCUACAAUUAGAGAUACCAUUACAAUGCAUGUGUCGAUAAGCAGCGUGUUUUCCUCUGAACGGAACCAUCCGCGCGCUGUGCACAAAGAGACAGAGAGAGAGAGAUCCACCGUUCGAUAUGCAAUACAAAUUUACGCGUAUUGCUCGUAGUUAAAUCGCAACGCGGUGGAUAAAAAUAAAAUUUUAAGAAUGCAUAAACAAGUGCUACGCAAUACCUAUGUUAUUUGUCUUUUUCUCAUGAGAUAACGCCACACGCACGCGACAAUCGUGCACUGAUUGUAAUAAUGCCACCGUGGGAAAGCGGAUAAUGAAGAAAACAACCUGAAUCAAGGAUCUCCCGAGUGAUAAACGCGGGAUUGGUAUAAUAAUAAGUCUGGAUAAGACUUGGCCAUGAACAUAUGUGUUAAUUAAGAGAUCGAGAGACAUGCUAUGAUAUAACAUAAUAAUGAUGUAUCAAAAUACAUCGCGAUAUAUACGAUACUUAUAGUUUUAUAACUCUCGCUGUUGAUACGAGGUGUGAUCAAAAAUCGAGACUGAUUAUGUAAAAAAACUUUAUUGUUUAUUAAUAUAAAUUUAAAUUUAAAUAAAUGUAUAUUUAAAUUUAAAUUCUUUUCUUGGGCACCUAUACAUUUAUGCCAGCGAUUCUUCCAUUCGAAACACUUUCUAAACGCAUUUUUCGGAAUGAUCUUUAGACGACUCGUCGCAUUUUCUUUUAACGACUCUAUUCGUUCGAGGGCCGAGGUAUCGACUAAUGAUUGAAGGUUGGUCUUUGUACUAUAAAAAGCAGAAAUUCCAGACUUACGCGCAGAAACGAAUUUCUAUUUUUUAUUAAUAUUUUCCUAUUUUUCCUAUUUUUUGUUAACCGAAAUUAGCAGAGUUAUACAACCAAUCUCGAUCUUUUUGAUGACACCUCGUGAUAACUUCACGCCGAUUCAAUUACGUUCUCAUAUUUAGCGCACGGCAGCUUGAACUCUCGCAUUCCACCGAAUCGAACAAAAUUAUGAGAAUGUGUCCAAAAUAAAUGUUUAAACAAAUUUACACAUUCCAUUAAAUACGAUAAAAUGUAGAACUACUAAUUUCGCCGUCAGUCGUCAAUAACAUCGUAACAUAAUAAUCGAAUUCAGUGGAAUGCAGAUUUCACGCAACAUUAUUGCUUUCGCACUGUGUUCUUGUAUCAUAUAAUGCAGCUUGUAUAUUAUUUAUUGUCGUAUGAUAGGCAUUAAUAAUUUAUUUGAUAAAUCACGCAUAUAAUAGAACAACAAGGCAAUCAAGAAUCAAGAAAGACGAAUAAAAAAUAUUAACGUCC
This is a messenger RNA of Ooceraea biroi (clonal raider ant), 3650 nucleotides long. RefSeq names its product G-protein coupled receptor Mth2. Gene Ontology annotation, cellular component: membrane. Gene Ontology annotation, biological process: G protein-coupled receptor signaling pathway; cell surface receptor signaling pathway. The record is from RefSeq and is a predicted model, not a curated record. Lineage: Eukaryota; Metazoa; Arthropoda; Insecta; Hymenoptera; Formicidae. Gene Ontology annotation, molecular function: G protein-coupled receptor activity.